AUGAAGACGGCAGAUGAAGGUGGUGAGGAGAGCUUUGUUGAUCAAAUGUCAAACAAGUCGCAUGAUUCGAUCAUCUCGGAUAACCCCCACGACAUGGAAGAUUCUGCCUCGAAUCCAAGCUCGGUUGACCUACUUCGACACAAGGGAGAAGUUGGCAGCAGCAAUAGCAAAUACUCAAGCGUUGAAACAAUGCCGCUUUCGCCGCGUUUAUCCGACGCAAAGCUACUUUACAGAGGCACUUCGCCGCUAUCUUCACGGGGAGAUAACGAGUUUGUCAUGUAUUCGGAUUCGGAUGAUGGUGCAUCACAAAGUUCGCUCGAUUUGAGGAACGAGGAAGAGCCCAUGGGCUCCUCCUCUUCUCCUUCGUCUCCUUCUUCUCCUUCUUCGUCUUCUGCUGCUGCAGCUGCUUUUGCAAAGAGAAAUAUAAAUCAACAGUUGCGCAAAUGGGCACGAAGUUUGAGCUCCUCCGACGAUGAAGAAGAGGAGGAGAUGGAGGAGGAGGAGGAGGAAGCAGUUGAUGAGGAUGAUGAGGAUGAUGCAGGAGAAAUCAAUGUGUCGCAAAUAACCCCGACAAGUAGUUCAAAGACAAAGAAGGUUCCUCCAGAGAAAGAACUUGCAGCUCUAGAAACCCCCAAGAUGAAGACUGACCUUGCUGCAAAUGAAACUCCAAGACGCCGCAAAUCAUCUACACCAACUUCAAGAACUUCAUCAAGAAGAAGAAGAAGCAGGAAAAGUGAAAGUGAAAGCUUACCCGAGACUGAAGAUACCCCGAAAUUGAGGAAAUCAAGAAGAAAAUCAAAAGACACAAAGGAACCACGAGAAUUAAAAGAGGCAAGUGAAAAAUCACAUCGAUCGUUUGACAAGCCGGGAACAGGCUACACUUCUAUGCCUCCUUCCGGUAAAGUGUUUAGAAACUUGCUUAUAUUGGAAGAAAGCAUGAGAGAACAGGUGCGACAACAGCGCGCAAUGAGAAGGAAAUACUUGAUCUUUCUAUCGAUACUAUGCUCGAUAAUUGCCGCUUUAACUCAUCAUUUAUUUAUAUUGGAUGCCUCGGUAUCGUCAAGAGGCACUUUACGUUUAACUUUACAAUUCUUGCUAAUUUCCACAAUCAUGACGUUAUUGUUGUAUCAUCUUUCAGGUGAAUACCAAAAGACAAUUGUACUACCAAGAAAGUUCCUUUCAUCUACAAACAAAGGGUUGCGGCAGUUGAAUGUGAGACUCGUUAAAAUAAAAACCCCAUUUGCUGACAAGGUCACCGAUUUAAUCAGAGAAGUGUCUUUAUCAACCGUCAUUUAUUGUCUUUGGCUUUUCCAUUUGAUAUCCCCUUCAUCGAUUCAAAAUAGAAACUCCAAAAUCGAAGUGUUUUUAGUGACUUUCCAAUCGCAGUGCCAGCCGCGUAUCGGCAUUGCCGAUGUCAAAUUGUUGCUCAAUGCCAGAGUGUUCAACAUUGAUAUUAGAGAAGGUUGGGAGAUUUAUAGAAGCGAAUUCUGGAUCAACGAAGGUGUGCGAAGAAGAAACAACUUGUUGACAUUUAUCACGGGAUCAAAAUACGAAAAGAGCAAACUUGUCAAGAGAAGGAAACGGAAAUCAAGCUCGAUCCCGCCACAAUCAAUCCCAUCGAAACUCAGUGAACAGAAUUUGAUGAAACUAUCAGCUGGUUUUCAGGAUACAACCACCACCACCGCCACCGCCACCAACACGAGCGGUAAUGACGAAAGUUCAGGCGGAGGCUUCAGUAGAUCUGGAUCCCCGUUGAAAUACGAAGCUUCUAAUUCUUAG
This is a messenger RNA of Lodderomyces beijingensis, 1779 nucleotides long. Lineage: Eukaryota; Fungi; Ascomycota; Pichiomycetes; Serinales; Debaryomycetaceae. The record is from the annotation of a GenBank genome assembly.